This is a messenger RNA of Scaptodrosophila lebanonensis, 1812 nucleotides long. It is a transcript of the gene Sfxn2, whose product is annotated as sideroflexin-2. Gene Ontology annotation, molecular function: monoatomic ion transmembrane transporter activity. The transcript has 6 exons. Gene Ontology annotation, cellular component: mitochondrial inner membrane. The record is from RefSeq and is a predicted model, not a curated record. Gene Ontology annotation, biological process: serine import into mitochondrion; monoatomic ion transport. The coding region runs from base 487 to 1470 and encodes 327 amino acids. Lineage: Eukaryota; Metazoa; Arthropoda; Insecta; Diptera; Drosophilidae.
UUUCAAUGCGCCACUCUUUUUGCUCGCGCAGCCGUAAACAAAAAACGGCCACCGGUAUAGGGACUCUGGAUUGCUCCUGUUAUAUAGGAAAUGGCUCGUUGAAUAUGCAUACUUGAUUCGAGGCUUGCUCAUUUGAUUUAUCGACUCUAGGUGUGCACAAACACGGUUAGGACUAAAGUUUGCAAAUCAAAUUAGUUGGCUGACCGACCAACAACCCCCCCUCUCCAAUAAGCGCUGCUAACAGAAAAGUGAAAAUCGCUGCCAGCGCAGACAGACAACGGCCGAAACGGCACACCUGUGCACAAGUUAUCGGUCGUACUUGUGUGUACUCUAGUGGAUUUUGAUAGAACGCGUACAAUAAGAGCGCAAUUAACACAGGCACAAAGAAAAACACUUCGAGCAAGCGGGAGAAGGCAACGUUAUAAGUAAAAGAUUACGUAAGAAUUACAGACUAAAGUUCAGUGCGGGCUAAGGCAGGAAGUUAAAAUGCCGGAUAAUGCAGAGCCCAUCAAUGUGGACAAACCAUUGUUCGAUAUCACCACCUUUGUGGGUCGAUUCAAGUACUAUGCCUGGAUGACAGAUCCACGAACGGUACUGCUGCCCAGCGAGCGGCUGCUGCAGGCUAAGGAAAUGGUACAGAGAUAUCGAGCAGGCGAGCAGCCCAAUGAUCUGAAUCCCAAGGAAGUGCAGUACAACAUGAAGCUCUACAGCUCUGCCUUUCAUCCCGACUCUGGCGAACUGCAAAACUUUUGCGGUCGCAUGAGCUUUCAGGUGCCUGGCGGAAUGCUCAUUACCGGCGGCAUGCUGGCCUUCUACCGCACCGUUCCGGCAGUGAUGCUCUGGCAGUUUCUGAAUCAAUCUUUUAAUGCGAUAGUCAACUACACGAAUCGCAAUGCCAAUUCGCCCACAAGCGUCACUCAGCUGGGCUUCGCCUAUGUGUCUGCCACAACGUCGGCGUUGGUUGCCGGCAUCGGCUUAAAGAAUUACUGGUCGCGAAAGGCUAGUCCGCUGUUCCAGCGUUUCGUACCCUUUGCCGCUGUUGCUGCCGCGAACUGCGUCAACAUUCCAUUGAUGCGUCAGAACGAGAUUAUACAGGGCAUCGAGGUGAAAAACUCAGACGGUGAGAUAGUGGGCCACAGUCGUCUCGCUGCAGUCAAGGGCAUCAGCGAGGUGGUCAUCUCGCGUAUUACAAUGGCUGCGCCUGGCAUGUUGGUGCUUCCACUGAUUAUGGAGCGUCUUGAAAAAUUCCCUAGCUAUCAGCGCAUCAAGUGGAUAAAUGCGCCAUUCCAGACACUGAUCGUGGGCUGCUUCCUCUCCUUUAUGGUACCCACGGCUUGUGCCCUGUUUCCACAAGAAUGCUCGCUUAAAACAUCGACCAUGCGUAUCAUCGAGCCAGAGCUCUAUACAGAACUGGAAAGGAAUACGUCUGGCAACGUGCCUAAGCGUGUUUACUUUAACAAGGGGCUGUAAAAAAGAUUUGGAGCGCAAACUGAGGACAAUAAUGCGGAGCUGCUCGUGUGUUGAAAGUCAAUUAGCAUUUAAUGGAGUGUUAGAUGUUCCCUCGCUGUUUUUGUCUGCGUAUUAGUAACUAGCGUUUAAGCUUAAAGUAUCUCAUUACGUUGUUAUCAGAACGUAUACGCUCCUCCAUACUCACCUUGUUGUUAUGAGUAGGCAUUUUCAUGUUUUGACUGCAUAUCUGCUUCAUCGUUUGCAUAUGCUAAUUUUAAAUGUACUUGUAUUGUAUGUAGUUGAAAUUUUGCAGCGUGUGCUUAACAAAUUCCACGCCCAAUAAAUACUGUUUACCAACUGAAA